Jaculus jaculus (lesser Egyptian jerboa) is the source of this 4942-nucleotide messenger RNA. RefSeq names its product syndecan 3 (gene Sdc3). Gene Ontology annotation, biological process: cell migration. The record is from RefSeq and is a predicted model, not a curated record. The transcript is spliced from 5 exons. Gene Ontology annotation, cellular component: cell surface; membrane. The coding region runs from base 1 to 1326 and encodes 441 amino acids. NCBI's taxonomy places the organism in Eukaryota, Metazoa, Chordata, Mammalia, Rodentia, Dipodidae.
AUGAAGCCGGGGCCGCCGCACCGCGGGCCGGGCGCGGGGACCGGGACGGGGACGGGCGCCGCGCCCGGGGCCCGCGGGCUGCUCCUGCCCCCGCUGCUGCUGCUGCUGCUGGCGGGCCGCGCCGCGGGGGCCCAGCGCUGGCGCAGCGAGAACUUCGAGAGGCCUGUGGAUCUGGAGGGCUCCGGAGAUGACGACUCCUUUCCUGACGACGAGUUGGAUGAUCUCUUCUCGGGGUCGGGCUCAGGCUACUUCGAACAGGAGUCAGGUCUCGAGACAGCCAUGCGAUUUGUCCCCGAUGUGGCCCUGGCUACACCGACUACACCCGCUGUAUUGCCCACCACGGAUAUCCAGCCCGUUGGCACCCCAUUUGAAGAGCUCCCCUCUGAACACCCUAGCCCAGAACCCGUCACCAGUCCCCCAUUGGUCACAGAGGUGACAGAGGUCCUGGAAGAGCCCAGCCAGGGAGCCACCACCGUCUCUACCACCGUAGCCACCACCGCAGCCACCACCACAGGGGCCCCAACCGUGGCCACAGCCCCUGCCAUAGCAGCCACCACUGAGCCUAGCACCCCUGCAGCACCCCCCGCCACGGCCACCACCGCCGUCGUAAGGACCACUGGCAUACGGAGACUACUGCCUCUUCCGCUGACCACGGCUGCCACAGCCCGGGCUACCACCCCGGCGGCAUCCUCACCACCCACCACUGUGGCUGCCUUGGACACGGAGGUUCCGACACCUAGGCUGGUCAACACAGCUACCUCGCGGCCAAGAGCCCUUCCUCAGCCAGCCACCACCCAGGAGCCAGAGGUUCCAGAGAGGAGUACUCUGCCACUGGGGACCACUGCCCCCGGGCCCACGGAGGUGGCUCAGACCCCGACUCCAGAAUCCUUCCUGACCACGACCCAGGAUGAACCAGAGGUACCCGUGAGUGGGGGGCCCAGCGGGGACUUUGAGCUGCCAGAAGAAACUACACAGCCAGACACAGCCAAUGAAGUGGUGGCUGUGGGAGGACCCGCUGCCAAGCCCUCGCCUCCCCCUGGGACACUGCCCAAGGGCGCCCGCCCAGGCCCUGGCCUCCUGGACAAUGCCAUCGACUCAGGCAGCUCGGCUGCCCAGCUUCCUCAGAAAAGCAUCCUGGAGCGGAAGGAGGUGCUCGUAGCUGUGAUUGUGGGCGGGGUGGUGGGCGCCCUCUUCGCUGCCUUCUUGGUCACACUGCUCAUCUACCGCAUGAAGAAGAAGGACGAGGGCAGCUAUACUCUGGAGGAGCCCAAGCAGGCGAGUGUCACGUACCAGAAGCCGGACAAGCAGGAGGAGUUCUAUGCCUAGCAGAGCCUCAGUGCCUGCUGCAGCCUCAACACUGCCCCGCCCAGUCCCCCGGCUGCCCCAUAGCUCAGGCCUGGGACUGACCCUGGCCCAAGUUCCUCUCUGCCCUCCCUUUCAAAGCCUGCCCAGGCUGCCAGCGUCACCACGUGGAUCAUCCCCGAAAAAGAGGGGUGCUGCAUCUGCCCCAGACUGUGCCCUUAUGAGCUCAUCUCUUGUCCCCUCUACUCUCCUCCCCAACACCAGCCUGGGACUUCAGGACCUUGUGUCCCGCAGACAGGAGAAGGGACAUUCCUGUUUAGCUGGUGGUAGCAGGGACAGGGUUGAGGCUGAGGCAGCCCACAGCACUGGCUGACUUCCCUUCCCUGUUACAGAGGCCAUCAGACUGGCUUCCAGGACAGACACAUGGCAUGCCCAGUGCCCUAAAUCAUUCAACUACUGCAAUCUCACACUCCUGUCCUAGGAACUCUCUCUGCCUGGGUUGGAGGUGUCCUUUGUCACCAGCUCGAGCUUGUUGUGGGAUCAUUGUUCCCCUUUCCCCUGCCUGAUGUACAUGCCCCUUGGUCAUCCUUUUUCAGGAUUUUCCCCCUGAGAAAGGGCUUCCUCAGUGCACAGGGCAGCUAUGGUAGUCACUGUAGUGGCCCUUCUGAGAGGGGACACCACAUAGGCACCAUCAUCCACCGCUACACUUGUCAUGUACUCACACACAAGACAAAACCAUUCCCAGUCCUGAGUGCCCAGCCAAUAGAGAUCAUCGUAGUCACGCCCCCCCUUCACUCAUUGCUGAGACAUUUCUAGCACUUCUGCCAUUCCAGCCACUAGUCAUUGUCACCUGGUGGUGAACAUGUAGCCUUCCCUCUUUCUCCCUCUGUCCCCUGACACACACAUACUUUGGCCCUGCACACGACACCUCCAACAGUCAGUGUCACUGGGGAAGGCAGAAUCAAGCUGGAGUCCAUCAGCCCAUAUUGGGUCCCUCAAAGUCACCUUCCUCCACUCGGUUCCCACCAUGACACCCACACCAGCCACAUUCCCACAGAUCCCAGCCAGCUUAGAUACAUUCCCACAUGGAUGCACAAUCUCACUCUCCAGGACAAGUGAGCACUAGCCCUUCCUGGGAUAAGUGUGUGUGUGGGGGGGGGGCGGGGGACUGCCUCAACCUUCCCAGGCUUUUGCAUACCUGACUGACCUGGCCUCACUGCUGCUGUUUCUCUCCCUGACUGUAUCCCACAAGGAGGGAGGUUCAGGGCGAGUCCCCAGCAGCCAAGGCUGGAAGAGGAAGGGUUGGUGCCCAAAGCUUGGAUUUCCCAGGACCAAAGGCUUGGGUGGGAGAGACCAUGUGGGCUCAUCCUAGUCUCCUUGCCUCACCUUCCUGCUCUGAGCCAGGAGCUGACUCUGCCUCCCAGGACACAAGUCUCCAAAGUGCCUGUGAGGGCGGGCCUCCGCCCAGGCCCUCUGUGUCCCCUGCCCUGGGCCUCCAUGUGGACACUUGCCUGUCCAUCUGGCCAGACAACUCAGCAGUUCUGGCUAUGGCUGGAUGGACCCACAACCCAGCAGCCCAUCCUGAUGCCCCAGGCUCUGGGAGCAAAGAUUUGAGAGACAAGAGCAAGUAACAGUGAAGGGGUGGGGAUAUCACGGGCCCCAGUUCUAGACACCCUCCUUUUCUGUUACCCUUGAAAGUGGAGCCAUUGCUUAGGUAUUUUGAGGUCAUCAUUCUCCUUUUGGAAAGGAAGUACUUGGAGGGGGGGCUCUGCACCAAACGGGUGGGGUAUAGGUUGUGACUGGCUGACAGCUUCCUCCUCUCACCACCCAAGUUCAAGUCAGGCACCCACCCAGUUUAUUUCUGUUCCUUUUUCAAGACUCCCCAGCAGCAGACUUGGUAGGGCGAGGGGUGGCAUCUGAGUAGUGGAGGCAGCCACCACAGCCUGCCUCUCCAAGGGUCCUACUUCCCGGCUGAACUCUGUCUUCCAGACCCUAAGACUCCCUUGGCAGGGCCCAGAGUUUUGUAAGAAAGCCAGUUGGCCCAGCCUUUGAGGUGGGGAGGAGGAAUGCUGGGACUGUGAGACCUGGAGGAGGCAGCUUGGCUGCGGUCUUCCCUGAAACAGAUGAGCUUAGCAGGGGGAGCAGUGACAAACUCGCGUCUCAGCCCCUCCACCCUGGUGGGCUGCUGUCCUGGGGACGGGAGCUCUGGUGAGAAGGCCUGGGCAGGCCAAGGCUGAGGAACCAGGCAGCCAGGAAGAGGCAGAGUGCUCUGAAUGCCAGGCCCCUGGGGGCUACAGGCUUGUGGGCAGUUGACCUAGCCGUGGGUGCAAUUUCUGCAUUGGGCUAGAGCCCACAUCUUACAUCUUGGUGGAGAUGCCUCUGGAUUCAGGGGUGUGGGCUCAGCCUCCUGGCCCUGGCCCCUCUUCUCUGUGUCCUCAGCACUUGAGAGACUAGGCUGAAGGUCUUGUGCAUGGAGACCUGGCCCUAAGGUCAAUGCCCAGGUGUUAUGCCCAUGCAGUUUAUCAGUCCGAACAGCCCAGAUCUUACCUGAUGGGGGCAGGACAAUUCAAGAGAGCCCUGUUGAAAGGCUGAACUGGAGCUCUUAUAGUGCAAUGUGGGUGCAGGGCCCCCACCCUACCCCGGGAAUAGUGCGGUACGUGUAGGGCCUGCCUGAACGGGGCUCACAGGCACCCAAGUGCUCCUUGGAGGGUGUCCUGGGGUGCCGGCAUUUCCUGGAAGCACAGUGCAUGCCAAAUGAGAGGGAGCAGUGUGUCUAGGAACUCUCUAGACCUAGGCUUCCCAGAGAGCCCAAGGCAGGCUAGGGCAGAGAGCUGGGGGGACGGGGGGAGGGCAGGUUUUGUCUCUCCAAGAGGACCACACUGGGGAUUUCACCUGAAAAGCUGGUCCUCCUUGAUCACCGGAGGCAUGUGAAUGGCAGUCAAGGCUGGCUGGGCAGAUCUGCAGCAGGGGUUUGGGUGCUGGGGUCUGACUUCCUGGGAUUGGCACAGUGGCCCAUCAGGCCUCCAGCCUGGGGCUCCCAGCCACAGGGAGUGGAGUCAGCUUUGCCACCAGGGUAGAAGUGACUGUCUUGGCUGUCCUGACAUUCCUCAAGACCUGCUCCCAAAGCCUGCUGUCUGUAAAUAGAAGCCCACACUGUACAGAUACAGAGGUAACUACCCGAGGGCCCCCCUCAGGCGCCCACCCAGUGCCUCCGUGCGCUUGGGCCCAGCGUGGUGAAUGCAUGUAAAUACUUGUUGUAGACAGUGUGGCUCCAGAGAGCCCCCUGAAGACAGUGUCCCCCUCUGGUGCGUCUUCUCUCCUGUACAGAGCCCUCCCAGCUCCCAGACCCCUCUCCAGUCCCUCUCUGCCCUUUCUUUCCCCAUAACCUGUUUAUUAACCAACCCUGUCCUGAGUUCAUGGCCAAAACUUAAACUACGAAGCAGAGGAGAGACAAUGGACCAAGGUACCAGGGCCCAGCCCACCCCACCGUGGGUGCCCACCUGUCCUCGCCUUGGGAAGGACUUGGCUUGCUUUCGUUUCUGUUUUCUGUUUGUUUUGUUUUGUUUUGUUUUUAUUUUUAUUUUUAACAUUUCCUGUGCUGUGCCCAUUUAUAAGAGGAAAUAAAAUUAAGCUGAAAUGA